This is a messenger RNA of Medicago truncatula (barrel medic), 1427 nucleotides long. RefSeq names its product myb-related protein 306. Lineage: Eukaryota; Viridiplantae; Streptophyta; Magnoliopsida; Fabales; Fabaceae. The record is from RefSeq and is a predicted model, not a curated record. Gene Ontology annotation, biological process: response to auxin. The coding region runs from base 135 to 1070 and encodes 311 amino acids. The transcript is spliced from 3 exons.
GUGCCUAAUGAAACAGACAAAGCAACCCCAGUUGCAGAAACUUGUCUAUGUAUAUGUUAGGAAUAAAGAGAGCGUAGAGUCUCAUUCUUAGAGCUUACAAUUAAGAGAAAACUAGUUAGCUAUACAUACAAGUAAUGAUGGUGAGACCACCUUGCUGUGAGAAAAUUGGGGUUAAGAAAGGACCUUGGACUCCAGAGGAGGAUAUAAUUUUGGUAUCAUACAUUCAAGAACAUGGACCUGGAAAUUGGAGAUCAGUUCCCACCACUACAGGUUUGAUGAGAUGCAGUAAAAGUUGCAGACUUAGAUGGACUAAUUAUCUUAGACCUGGUAUCAAAAGAGGUAAUUUCAAUGACCAUGAAGAAAAAAUGAUAAUCCACCUUCAAGCGCUUUUAGGAAAUAGAUGGGCUGCCAUAGCUUCCUAUCUUCCAGAAAGAACAGACAAUGACAUCAAAAACUAUUGGAAUACACAUUUGAGGAAAAAGCUUAAGAAGAUUAAUCAAACAGGUGAUGAAAAUGAAGUAGAAGAAAACUCUAUUCCUCAAGUAAAAGGUCAAUGGGAGAGAAGACUUCAAACAGAUAUCCAUAUGGCAAAACAAGCUUUGUGUGAGGCACUUUCUCUUGACAAGCCAACACCUAUUUUAGCUGAAAAUCAAACAUCCCCUUAUGCAUCAAACACCGAAAACAUAGCUAGAUUACUCGAAAAGUGGAUGAAAAAACCCGAAAAUUCAGUCGAGACAACAAAUUCAGGAAACUCCAUUAUGGUAGUAACAGGAUCCGGUUCUAGGGAAGGAGGACAGAAUACUAUAGCAUGCAAACAAAAAGAUCAAGCAUUUGAUUCUUUGGUGAGUUUUAAUUCAUUAAAUUCUGAUUGUUCUCAAUCUGUGUCGGUCGAAGAAAAAAAUUUCUUGGCAAUGGAUUCAUGCUUUUUUCAAUAUCAAAGUAAGCCAAACCAGGAAACUCAAGACCCUCUCAUGUUUAUGGAGAAUUGGCCUUUUGAUGAUGAGGCUGCUCAGUGCAAUGAAGAUCUAAUGAACGUUUCAAUGGAGGAAAAUACACCAGGGUUGUUUUAGUAAAUAGCUCAAUAUAUAUAUAUAUAAUAUAUAUUUUAUGAUGUCAAGGGUUCGAAUCCUCGAUCUUGUAUAUAUUAUGCAUUGUCCUUACCAACUGAGCUAAGCACACGGGGACCUGAAUAUAUAUAUACAUACACACACUUCAGUUACAAAUACUUUUGUUACAAAAUAUAAGUAAAAGUGAGUCCAAAACAUUUGACAUAUAUACAUCAAUUUUGGAUGACCACUUUUACUUAUAUUUUGAAGUUUCGAUUAUAUGUAGAAAAUGCAGCUGGUGCGGUUGAAAUUUGGGGUUAGCAAAGAGUUGUGGUGAACCUCAAAGUUCUUUAUAUUAUAAUGUAGCUGCAAUUAAUGUUU